AUGCAAGCAAGCGACCUCUUCAGAGAGCAGCGCAUAAAACUCUCGAAAGACGGGGAGGAGGAGCCCGAGCUCUCUCCCACGCAAAGCGAAAGGGACUGGGCGAUUCUCUCAAAGCAGCUUCUGAGCCCAGUUUCGUACGCCGAGCAGAACAUCCAGAUGGAGGCGCACUUGGAGGCGCUGCGGAAGGAGCUCGAGGAGAAAAGCGUCAUCCGGCGCGAAAAAGUAGAGCCAAAAACGUACGCGGGCGAGAGGCAGACCGUGAAGCCAAAAGUGCUUAAGGGGGCGUGUGCGAGGCUCAGCGAAGUGUGCGGGAUAAUCCGGGGCCUGCAGGAGGAGGAGAGAAGAAGAGGCGCGAUUAUUUCGCACUUUUGGGGGCGGGAGUACAUCAGAAGAAAGGAGAGGGAGCUCACCGUGCACAUCCAGGACAAAACUUUUCUGGCACUUUCCACGAUACAGAAGGGGAGCAAGCAGGCGUACAUUGAGGGAAGGCUCUUUAUGUGCGGGGAGGAGUUUAGAGGGUACAUCACGGAGAGAGAGGUCGCUGCAUUUUCCGUGUACUCGUGCGAAGCGCAGGCGCUGCUUGACGCGUGCGAGGGCGAGGAGGUGCUGGCGAGUCUGGAGGAGGCCGUGCACUCGUGCAGAGACAGGAUGAGCAACACGGAAAUUGAGGGGGAGUACGCCACCCGCACGGGAAGGGCAAAAAUCCAGAGAGUUUGGGCGCAGCCGAGCGGGCAGAGCGAGCGUGUCGUGUUUUUGAUCUGCGCAAUGAAGCACGGGAUGCCGUUUGAGGAGGCUCUGCGCCUGCUGGAGGAGCGGGCAGCUGCAGGAAAAUAA
Messenger RNA from Nematocida major, 834 nucleotides. RefSeq lists its product as uncharacterized. The coding region runs from base 1 to 834 and encodes 277 amino acids. Lineage: Eukaryota; Fungi; Microsporidia. The transcript has a single exon. The record is from RefSeq and is a predicted model, not a curated record.